Messenger RNA from Guyanagaster necrorhizus, 2048 nucleotides. RefSeq lists its product as uncharacterized. The transcript has 6 exons. The record is from RefSeq and is a predicted model, not a curated record. Lineage: Eukaryota; Fungi; Basidiomycota; Agaricomycetes; Agaricales; Physalacriaceae. Bases 264 to 1868 code for a protein of 534 amino acids.
UCUAUUUUCAUUCAUUUCCACACAUAUCAGCAGAUCCUCCAUUUAUUCCUACGUUCGGCCCGCUCACAAUUUGCUUUGUCAAUUCUCUAAUGCAGCGAUUCGAGCGUCCAAGUUUGUUCCCUUGUUCUUGGUUCACGAUAGAACAACAACGAAAGUUUGAUUCGCAGGUCGGCACAUGACCGUCGCGUUAGUGGCACAAGCUUGGGCCUCCUUUUUCAGCCACCAUCUUCUUCUUCUGGCUUGUUCUUCACUCACCAACUACCAUGUCCGAGAAUGAGAUCGACUCGUACUUCGUCGUCAGGCGCGACAUUACUUGUCUAUCCUCACUCCUCGCCGCUCUCGAGCACUGGAGAUACACUUCUCCCGAAUUCGACUACAGGCCACGGCCCAGACUGACCGAUACAGACCAGCGCAGGAUGUUCUACACCGCUCUGGCGGACGUUUCUAGUACUGUGGAUCGGUCAGUUGCAGUCACUGGCUCCGUCACCGCAGAUCAGAGGAUUAGGUUGGUGGUGUCAGUCUCUAAACCAGUAAUUGAUGAGUCGGCGGCUACACAAUCAGAUGCGUCCAGUGAGAGCACUCUCGUUGAGGCGAUGGACGUGAACAAGGAGGAUGCGGUGCCUCAACAAAAUCCAGUACCUCAUUUUGAGCCACUAUCAAUCAACCGUUUCUUAUCGCCACUUCUUGAAUCAAAGCUCGAAUCCGCAUAUCCCCUCCUCGAACGUACCCUCAAGCACCACCCAAACGAAUUCCUCCAAAUAAUUCUAGCUUCUGAUGCCAUAUUCCCGCGGGACCGUAAAGGCUUCCGCGGGAUUUUCAAGAAAUGGCAGGCGGACCAUCCGAUAGACCGGCUUCUGCUCCCAGAGGGAGGUAUCAUCAGAGAUAUUGGAGAGGCCCAAGCAGAAAGGAUAGAGAAGACGAUCCCUGGGGUCCGUGUGAGGGACACCGGCAGAGUGAUCGUGACAAACGCGAACUUGCCUAAGUGGAUCAACAUGAUGGGCAAGAUUCUGUGUAUCACUGUGAAGAGGCUCAAGGACUGCAACCAGUCAUGCGACGAGCAAACGAGUACAGGGAUGAGCUGCAUAUCUAUAAUGUCUAUAAUCAGUGAGGUGUUCUCUGCGACCAACUUUAUACCUGUUUUCGCCGCGUCGUCAAUGGCCCCCGCCUUGGCGUCGUGUUAUACCUAUACACAAUCUAUCGACAUGAACGACAUAGCAGCACAUCAGUCUUACCCCAUUCCCCUGUGUCUACAUACCCUCGUCAUGAACUACCUCAAUCAGAUCUGCAGCUACCGAGGAUCUGCUUUGGUGCUCUACAUGAUCCAUGACUGGUACACCCGUCGGCUCCCUGAUCCCAAGCUGGAGGUAUACUACCUCACGACGGAUGACUCGACAUUGGAGAUGCAUGAUGUUUCUUUAGACCGUGCACUCCGGUUGUUCAUUCUUGUGGAUAUCACGGAGAGGUGGUAUAGGCGACGGAGAAGGUGGCUGCAGGCCCAGAAAGUCACUGGGUCCGUCCACCCAGAGGCUGCGCUCAUUUGCCUUCAGCUCGCCACUACGACUCAGGAACAGGUGGAUCGAUUACAGGCUCAACAUCAUUUUAGCGAUGACGCCGCUCAGCUACUUUCGCAGCUUGAUAACUGCAUCGGCCUGAGCCGCAAGAUGUGCUGGUGCUGUAAUAAGCUAUGGAGUUUGCAGGCCCGGAAGACCAAGGAAACUACCGAUCCCCGAUAUUUCCAUGGUCAUGUUCUGCCUUGGAUUCCUCCAGCGUAUGGUGUCAGCCUGAAAGCGUUGAAGCGUAUGCGACUAGAUUUGAUCGAAAUCUUGAGAGAGACUGUCAAUUCAUUGAAAGUCGAGGACUUGACAUAACAAUUUACAAGGCCGAUAGAUCUAUUGAGGAAGAAAGGAAACUUAGACGGCUGCGUUGCCCAUAUACUCUCAAAUAGGGUCCAGAUUUGUUAUAGAUUCAGAUAUCGACAACAAGUUGCAAGAUCAAUGAGAUAUGCAAAAGCUAGUCGAGGUUUUGAGUUACGCCGCCUUUUCACGUCA